This is a messenger RNA of Daphnia carinata, 1547 nucleotides long. RefSeq names its product tyrosine-protein phosphatase non-receptor type 23-like. The transcript has 6 exons. The record is from RefSeq and is a predicted model, not a curated record. NCBI's taxonomy places the organism in Eukaryota, Metazoa, Arthropoda, Branchiopoda, Diplostraca, Daphniidae. The coding region runs from base 37 to 1431 and encodes 464 amino acids.
UUGGACUCGCAGUCACCAUCAGAAAUUCGACCCGAGAUGAUUCGUCUGAAGCAACUCACCACAGUAUGCCUGUUGGCCGCAGCAGUGGCUGCAUUAUCUUCAACUGCCCCUCACGAUCAACCGCAUUCUCCAAUCAACUUUCAAGGAAAAAGGCCUCAGCCAAUUUUUCAGCAAGAAACUUCCAAACCGAGCACCGACCCAAACGAGCGUGAAGAAUUCCUCACUCAUUCGCUCGGAACGUCCAAAGUGAUUAUCCGCCCAGUUUCACAAUUGACCACUCCGGCACCUCUUCAAAGUCAGCAACCGGCAAGCGACAGCAAUGAUGGCUGCAAAUGUGAACCCAUCGACUCUUGUCCUAUCGAACUGAUGGAUUUCCGAUUCGCAGUCAGCUGCGAAUACGGAACUGUACGUUGUUGUCGACCAUUAGAAACUGUUCUCAUCAAAGAAACAACGCCCAGCAAGCCAAUGGUGGUGACUCCGUCUUCAACGCUUAAAUGGCCCAAGAAGUCGUGUAGAUGCAAACUACGCAAAGACUGCGACGAACAGUCCGUUGACAGGAAAUCCGAAACGAGUUGCAGCACCGGCUUUGUUCGUUGCUGUGAAACAGGAACAAAAAUUGAAAACCAUAAAACCGAAGUCAGCCCAGAAGCACAUGUUCUCGGAGGCAAUGGCUUCCGUCCAGUCCAAUUACCUUUCCUAAAGAUGCCGCAACCUGCGGAUGAGAGAAUAUCGGAACAAGAACCUCGGCCUUCUGAUCAAGAACUUGAGCCAACUGAGAAUGCUACUCCUGUGAUAUCCGGAAACAUUUCUGUGGAAGAUUCUGUUCUAACAACUACGGAGAAGGAACAAGAAAAUAAUCAGGGUCAACAAGAAGAACAACAAAAUUUACCGCCGUCAGCCGCUCAACAGUUUCAGCCAACCAGGCCUUUAGCCCCAACUCAACAGCAAACAAACCAGCAAUUUGGAACUCCUAGCCGCCAACCAAAUUUUCCAAUUAGAAACCCUACCUUAAACAAGUUUUCGGUGAAUCAAAAUCCGAUGAACAAUGCUCCAGGGCCACAAUUCCAGCAACCAAUUCAAAAUCAACCGCCAAAUGGCCUUCCACUUCAGCAACUUCCAAUUCGACCAAGUCCUAUUUUCCGGCCACCGAAUCCCGGAGCACUAAAUCAUCCUCAACUGGGCCAGCCAAUUCACACCCAAUUUCAACCUAGCUUUCCAAUAGGUACACCUAUGGGUCAACAAAUUCCCUUCCAGUCUUCUUUGGGUUCAUCCAGUUUCAAUCAACAGCAACUGCCUCCAAUACCACCUCACCGUAGACCAGCGACGCAGCCUCAGCCAAGCACCUUUCAACAACAGCAGUUCCAGCGACCACCUCCCGCACCAACAAGCGGAGGGGGCUUCUUCAGUAGUUUAAUGAACAUGUUUAACUAGACGCUACAACCUUUCGUAUCAUAUUUUUCUUUCCUAAUUUAUACUCCCUCCUCGUUCCAUAAUCCACGCAAACAAUAACAUUUAGUUGAAGUAAAUAAAAAGUAUUAAGUUGAAAA